AUGACGACGGCCGCUCCAAGACGGCAGCAGACCCUACGACAUCGUUCAGGGGGGACACACCGAGCGCAUGUAGCAUACACCCUUAAGAUUAGGUCAGGCAGAGGAGGCUGCUCCAUUAACCCACCACUGGGUGAAGAGCGACCCCGCAACUGGACAGGCAGCACCCUUGGAAGAGCCCCAGUCACAUAUGGACCCGACAUCGCCAGCAUCACAUGCCCUUAA
Trypanosoma brucei brucei TREU927 is the source of this 222-nucleotide messenger RNA. RefSeq lists its product as hypothetical. NCBI's taxonomy places the organism in Eukaryota, Euglenozoa, Kinetoplastea, Trypanosomatida, Trypanosomatidae. The coding region runs from base 1 to 222 and encodes 73 amino acids. The transcript has a single exon. The record is from RefSeq and is a predicted model, not a curated record.